Suncus etruscus (white-toothed pygmy shrew) is the source of this 1354-nucleotide messenger RNA. It is a transcript of the gene DDAH2, whose product is annotated as dimethylarginine dimethylaminohydrolase 2. The coding region runs from base 309 to 1166 and encodes 285 amino acids. Gene Ontology annotation, biological process: positive regulation of nitric oxide biosynthetic process; arginine metabolic process. NCBI's taxonomy places the organism in Eukaryota, Metazoa, Chordata, Mammalia, Eulipotyphla, Soricidae. Gene Ontology annotation, molecular function: amino acid binding; dimethylargininase activity. The record is from RefSeq and is a predicted model, not a curated record. The transcript has 7 exons.
UGCAGUGGGCGAAGCUUAGCUGGGCGGAAUGGGCUUGGCCUGCGAGGCUCCGCCCCGUCCCAGCUUAGACAAUGCCCGCUAGCAGCCAGACUGCCGCGCCCCCACCCCACUAGAAUACUUGAGCUGGAUUACUCUGCGACCCUUCAAAAACCAGAGCUCCAAGUUCCAAAGCUUGAAGCCGAGGACUCCUUUUUCCACCAACUCUUCUUGGGGGGUGGGGCCCCAGCCACGAUCAGGCUGUAGGUGUGGCCGCAGGAGACAGGUGAAACGAGAGAAACUCCCAGGACUGCACUGUCAGUGUGCAUGGGAUGGGGACGCCAGGGGAAGGGCUGGGCCGCUGCUCCCAUGCCCUGAUCCGGGGGGUCCCUGAGAGCCUGGCAUCGGGGGAAGCUGUGGGAGCCGGUCUCCCAGCUCUGGACCUGGCCAAAGCUCAGAGAGAGCACGGGGUGCUCGGGGGUAAACUGAGGCAGCGAUUGGGGCUGCAGUUGAUAGAACUGCCUCCCGAAGAGUUGCUGCCGCUGGGACCACUGCUCGGUGACACUGCUGUCAUCCAAGGGGACACAGCCCUGAUCACGAGGCCCUGGAGCCCAUCCCGGAGACCGGAGGUCGAUGGGGUCCGCAAAGCCCUCCAGGACUUGGGGCUCCGGAUUGUGGAGAUGGGGGACGAAAACGCCACGCUGGACGGCACUGACGUUCUCUUCACCGGCCGGGAGUUUUUCGUGGGCCUCUCCAAGUGGACCAAUCACCGUGGAGCUGAGUUUGUGGCUGACACUUUCCGGGAUUUUGCAGUCUCCACAGUGCCCGUUUCGAGCUCUUCCCACCUACGUGGCCUCUGUGGCAUGGGGGGACCCCGCACUGUGGUGGCCGGUAGCAGUGAAGCUGCCCAAAAGGCUGUCAGGGCAAUGGCAAUGCUGACCGACCACCCCUAUGCCUCCUUGACCCUCCCAGAUGAUGCAGCUGCUGACUGUCUCUUUCUGCGUCCUGGGUUGCCUGGUGCACUCCCAUUCCUUCUGCACCGUGGUGGUGGAGACCUCCCCAAUAGCCAGGAGGCACUACAGAAGCUUUCUGAUGUCACCUUGGUACCUGUGUCCUGCUCAGAACUGGAGAAAGCAGGCGCUGGCCUCAGCUCCCUCUGCCUGGUUCUCAGCACUCGCCCCCAUAGCUGACGGCCUGGCCUUGGGAUCCUGGCAAACCAAGGGAAGAGCAACUUGAGAAGUAGAGGGGAAGGAGGGUUAGUUAGAUAGGUAGUAAAGGGAGAGGGCCACAAAUGGGGGAGGGCUUAGUAUAGGAAAAUGAUAGAGACUACUGGGUGAGUCCUUUCUCCCAGAACUAAUAAAAGAGAACUGACCUUUUA